AUGUUCACUCGAGUUGCUCGCAUUGCCACACGCUCUGCUGUCUGUCGUAAGCCAUUUGUGGGUCUACGUGUAUGUCUGACACGCGACAAGUCUUCUCUUGCUGCAUUGCUCCACCGCGAGAUCAAGGAAGAAAAGGCCAAUUGCUAUGAGGAAUCAGAACUAGAGGAUUUACGUGUCAAAGUGGAAAAGGUGUUCAAGAUAAAAGAGUCUUCUGGCUGUAUGGACGUCAUUUUGCAGGGCUCUGUGGAUGAUGACUCGAUCAAGAUCAAGUUCAAUGCACAGGACACCGUGGAGCUUGAGGAUGACGAUAUGGGAUAUGACGAAGAGCACGAGCAGGAGCAAGAGGAAGAAGAGGAGGUAGAUGAGGAAGAAGACGAUGAACUUCCUGGUGUUCGCUUCACGGCGGAUGUGAUCCGUGACAACAAAGGGCUGCAGUUUGACUGUGUAGCCGGUAGUAAUCUGACGGUGGAACGCGUACGCUACCUGCAUGACUUUGCCAAAGACGAUGAAGACGAGACGCUAUAUUUUGGCCCUAACUUCAUCGAUCUCGAGCUCGACGUGCAAGAUAAGUUUUACAGCUACCUGGCCGAGCGCAAGAUCGACGACGAGUUGGCACAAUUUAUUGCGCAGUUUGCUGAUCUAAAGGAGCAGCGCGAGUACCUGACCUUCCUCGAAGACGCCGAAACCUUUGUCAAACACUAA
Messenger RNA from Peronospora belbahrii, 702 nucleotides. NCBI's taxonomy places the organism in Eukaryota, Oomycota, Peronosporomycetes, Peronosporales, Peronosporaceae. The record is from the annotation of a GenBank genome assembly.